GGUGGCAGUCGCUGUGCUGGGAGAGUGGAGGUUCUUCAUAGAGGACAGUGGGGAACAGUGUGUGAUGAUGGCUGGGAUAUGAGAGAUGCUGCAGUGGUGUGUAGAGAGCUGGGCUGUGGAGAGGCUGUAGAUGCACUAAGUGAUGCUCACUUUGGACCAGGAUCAGGACCAGUCUGGAUGGACAGUGUGGACUGUAGUGGAUCAGAAACUAUAUUGAAGCACUGUAGAUCUAGAAGGUUGAGUAGACAUGACUGUGAUCACAGUUCAGCUGCUGGAGUCAUCUGCUCAGGAGUCAGGCUGGUUAAUGGUUCUCGCUGUUCUGGGAGAGUGGAGGUGCUUCAUGGAGAGACCUGGUCCACAGUUUGUGAAGCUGACUUUGACCAGCAGGAUGCAGAGGUUGUGUGUCGAGAGCUGGGCUGUGGGCUUCCUGUGGAGGUGCUGGGAGCAGCUGCUUUUGGCAGAGGGGAGGGUCAGGUGUGGUCAGAGGAGCUUCAGUGUAGAGGCAACGAAUCUCAGAUUCACUUCUGUCCAACAUUGUCAUCACUCAAACACAACUGCACCCAUGAUAAUGAUGUGGGACUAGUUUGUAAAAAUAGUGUGAGGUUGGUGGAUGGUGGUAGUCGCUGUGCUGGGAGAGUAGAGGUUCUUCAUAGAGGACAGUGGGGAACAGUGUGUUGUCGUGGCUGGGAUAUGAGAGCUGCUGCAGUUGUGUGUGGAGAGCUAGACUGUGGGGAGCCGUUAAGUAUAGAUCUUACUGUACCAGGAUCAGGACCAAUCUGGAUGAGUCAUGUGGACUGCAGUGGAUCAGAGUCUACACUGAAACACUGUGGAUCACUGGGAUGGGGUGAACAUACCUGUUACCAUUAUAUAGAUAUUGAAGUGAUCUGUUCAGGUAACAGAAAGCCCAGAUUUACUGGUGGUUCUCAUCUGUGCUCUGGGAGAGUGGAGGUGCUUCAUGGAGAUACCUGGUUCACAGUGUGUGAUACAGACUUUGACCAGCAGGAUGCAGAGGUUGUGUGUCGAGAGCUGGGCUGUGGGCUUCCUGUGGAGGUGCUGGGAGCAGCUGCUUUUGGCAGAGGGGAGGGUCAGGUGUGGUCAGAGGAGCUUCAGUGUAGAGGCAAUGAAUAUGACAUUACUCUAUGUCCAACAUCCUCUUCACUCAAACACAACUGUUCCCAUAACAGUGAUGUGGGUCUAAUAUGUUCUGGUCACACUGGAGCUCAGCUGGUGAACGGCUCUGACUCCUGUUCUGGUCGAGUGGAGCUCCAGUACCUUAGUGAAUGGGGCACAGUGUGUGAUGUAAGCUGGGAUUUGAGAGCUGCCAGUGUCCUCUGUGGUCAGCUGAAGUGUGGGAGUGCUGUGGCUGUGUUGGGGUCAGACUGGUUUGGGGAGGGGAGUGGCCAGAUCUGGGCUGAUGUGUUUAAUUGUCAGGGGAACGAAACACACCUGUCAAAAUGUCCCAUUUCAUCAUGGAGUCGAACUGCAUGCUCUCAUAAACAGGAUGCUGGAGUCAUCUGCAGUGGUUCCUCGCUGGCAUUUCAUGAGGAGCGAGUGCGGUUAUCUGGAGGGAUGGAUUGUAAGGGGCAGGUGGAGUGUGAGGGGAACGAGACGUCCCUGUGGAACUGCAGAUUUCAGCUGUGUGGAGAGGAUGAAUGUGGACACAAGGAGGACGUAGGAAUCAUUUGCUCAGAGUUUAAAGAGAUAAGACUCACAGAGGGCUGUGAGGGGAAUCUGGAAGUGUUCUACAAUGGAACCUGGGGUAAUGUGUGUGUAAAUGGGAUGAAUAAAGAAACUGCAAGAUUCAUUUGUCAAGAGCUGAACUGUGGAAGAUCUGGCAGUCAGAGGGCUUCCAAAGCAAGUGUGGAAUCAGCUCCUAACUGGCUGGAUGAUCUGAAAUGUAGGAAACAUGACUCCACUCUGUGGCACUGUCCAUCUUCACCCUGGAGACAGAACAAAUGUGACAAUAGCAAUGAGGUGGCUCACAUUACCUGUUCAGGUAGGCAGCUUGGAUUGGUUUUGUAUUGUUGCACCUCUUCUUCACACAAAUUUCAUUGUCUCCUCAUGUGUGAUGUGUGUGAUUUAGAUCGCCUGCCUCUCAGGCUGAGAGGAGGAAAGGGAAACUGCUCUGGGAGGCUGGAGGUGUAUCACAAUAAAACAUGGGGGUCUGUCUGUGAUGAUCUGUGGAACAUCAGGGAUGCUCAGGUGGUCUGCAGGCAGCUGGGCUGUGGGCCGGCGCUGAGUGCUGAUGGGAGUGCUGUCUUUGGUGCUGGUGAAGGGCCUAUCUGGCUAAACAGAGUGAAGUGUAGAGGGAAUGAGAUUCACCUGUGGGACUGUCCUCAUUCCCUGAAGAACCACACUGACUGCUCCCACAGGCAGGACGCUGGAGUCACCUGUGCAGGCCUGCUUUUUUUGAGUCUCCAAUCAAAUCAUGUUUAUCCCAGUGUUAAUUAUCUGCAAGGCUUUGAUUCUGAUACUUCUCAAAUGUUAGAACCGGAAUACCCCCUUCCAUUAAAACCCCAUUUUAGAAGUGUCUGUCUUCCUCUUUUGACAGUCACUCCUCCAGCUGUUCCAUUCAUCCAUCCAGUGUCUCUCCUAGUUCUGGGAGCGGUGCUCUUCCUGGCCUUAGUGCUUCUGGUUGUGCUGAUUUACCAGAACAGAGUGCUCAGGAGAGGGCUCUCUAAGAGGAUGGAGAAUGUAGUCUAUGAAGGCCAGAGAAGAGUGUUUGAGGGCGUCUGUGAAGGCUUGAGUAGGGGCACUGAGAGAGUCUACGAGGAGAUUUACUGCAAUUUCAAUACUGAAAGAACCAUUCAAAGGG
Molecule: messenger RNA, 2815 nt
Organism: Colossoma macropomum (tambaqui)
Lineage: Eukaryota; Metazoa; Chordata; Actinopteri; Characiformes; Serrasalmidae
Product: scavenger receptor cysteine-rich type 1 protein M130-like
Cellular component (GO): membrane
Source: RefSeq, a predicted model, not a curated record